Molecule: messenger RNA, 687 nt
Organism: Fulvia fulva
Lineage: Eukaryota; Fungi; Ascomycota; Dothideomycetes; Mycosphaerellales; Mycosphaerellaceae
Exons: 1
Coding region: 1-687 (228 amino acids)
Source: RefSeq, a predicted model, not a curated record
AUGCGUGGGGAAAUUUACGUUAAGGAUGAUGCUGAGUCACCAAGCGGGCAGACGCUUGUGAACGGAAACGCUGGCCACACGCGCGCGAAUGGUGUCCCGAGGCAGGCGCUUGUGAAUGGAGACGCUAGCCACACGCUUGUGAAUGAAAACACUGGCCAUACGCGUGUGAAUGGAGACGCUGGCCACAUGCGUGUGAACGGGAUACCGGGCCAGACGCGUUCGAUCCCUGUGCCGAGGCGUGCGAAUGGAGUCAACCGGCUUGAUCAUUCCCAGCAAGCUCCACCUCGCCAAGCCUCACCCGUUGUCUGGGAUCCGCGCUGGGAAUGGGAGGACAUGUGGGCGGCGCUGAAGGCCAUGUCUCGGCAUUACGGCUCUUACCACGAGAUUCCAGAAGAUAUCAUCCUGGAUCUACCUUGGAUCGCAUUCCUUCUCUGGUCCGAUGCGAUGAAACGGCGCGAGGAGGUUUACGCUCGAAUGGAAGUCAUUGAUGCCAUAACAAAGUACGGUGGACAUGAUCAGAUCCCAAAUCAUGCCGUAGCACAAAUGACUUCGAUGGCACGCGCCAUUUACAGGCAUAUGAUGGCUUUCUUCGACGAUCCGACCAGGUUCUCGUUUCGAAGGAAUAUGUUGGAGACUAUAUUCCCACCGUUGACGAACCCUAGGGAUCGGUUUCCAAGACGAUUCUAG